Messenger RNA from Ichthyophthirius multifiliis, 768 nucleotides. RefSeq lists its product as hypothetical. NCBI's taxonomy places the organism in Eukaryota, Ciliophora, Oligohymenophorea, Hymenostomatida. The transcript has 3 exons. The record is from RefSeq and is a predicted model, not a curated record.
AUGAGUUAAUACGCAUACGAUUAUGAUCCUGCGAAAACUUAAAAAUAUUAAAAAAAUUAAAUUUCUAAUGAAAAAUUCUCAAAAUGGACAAAGGAAAACCUUUAUCGUACAUCUUAUGUUAGUCAUUGGUCAAAUAAACCACUUGAACCUAAAAGUCAUGUACCUCCAGGAUAUGCUGGAUAUAUUCCUUAACUAUUGCCAAAUAAUGAAUAUGGUGCUUCAUACGGCAAAAUAACUUAAAAAUGUUUAGAUGAUCCCAAAUUAUCAUAAAAUCCUUUUAAGUUAGCAUCUACUGGAUUUAAUUAUAGACGCCAUGACUUCAAAGACACUUCAAGAAAAGCUUAUUCUCAUAAAUAUGGAUGUUAAACAAUUAUUACUAAUCAUCCUGCAGUUGAAGUUGAAAGUAAAGAUUGGGUUUCAUAAACAAAAGAUACGUUCAGAAAUCCAAAAAAUAGAGUAAAUCCUACCUACAGAGAAACUGAUAAAUAGCUUUAAACAUAAAAAAAUUUCACAAAGACUUCUGGAUUUUAACAAAAUCAUACAUGCUUUGAUGGAACUGGAUGGGUACCUGAUAAAAUAUUAAAUGGUAAAAUUUUUAUAAUAAUAUAUAAUAAUUAUUAUAUAUAUAUUUUUUUAUUAAAAGCUAAUAGAACACUUUCUGAAUAUAGAAUACAUUAUAAUACUAAAGUUCCUUUUCAUAGAGAAACUAAUUUAUUCAAAACUAGAUAGCUUUAAAGAAAAGAAUAUAAUUACAAACAUAUGGGAUGA